Molecule: messenger RNA, 2103 nt
Organism: Daldinia decipiens
Lineage: Eukaryota; Fungi; Ascomycota; Sordariomycetes; Xylariales; Hypoxylaceae
Exons: 2
Coding region: 1-2103 (700 amino acids)
Source: RefSeq, a predicted model, not a curated record
AUGGGUUCAACACAUCCUGACGACAGCCAUGCUCUCGUCCUAUACAGACCGCAGGAUUACGAAGUAAUCAUGCGGGACGCACCCGAGAUUGGCACUACCAAUCUCGUUAUUACCAACCCACCUGAUUGGUUAAUCCAGCUGCAUGGACAGAUGGAAGAGACCUAUGAGUCUCUUCGAUCUCUUGCACGCUCAGUGGAUGAGGACCACAGGGACAGCCAAGAUCAGCUCAGCCGGCAGUACCAAGCCUUACAGACGAUGUAUAAUACUGUGGCACAGAUGCACCAGGCUAAUAUAGCGGCCUCGACUGAGCAGAUCACUCAGUUUAAACGACAAGUUGAGCAAUCCAGCUCAGUGUUCUCCCAGAGGGUCUGGGGAACAAUCGCACGCUUCUCCAACAAUGAUGAAGCACGACGAGUAGCGAUCGUCAGACUAGAAGAUGCCGCCCGAAAGCAACACGAGGCUCUUCUAGACCUCCAAGCCCGACAGGAGUCUCAGGAAGAUCUGCUGGGGAAGGUGACGACUUGGGCCACUCAAAAGGAGGGUCAGAUUAAUGACCUCCUGGCUCGAGAAUAUACUGACCCGACGCACAUGGAUGAACGCUCCCGGGAACAGUUGGAGGAACUCCGGGCCUAUACGAAGGCCGCACUAGCCGAGUUUACCUCAAGACUGGCAACUAACCAGCCCAUUUCUGUAAACUCGGUCCUACAGAGUAUUGGGAAGAAGGCAGCAUCAGAGCCCCUUCCUAGUCAACCCCCUCGAAGUCGUCAGUCAACAAUGACGAGGGCACCCCCGUCCAAAUACUCCAGCUCAGAAGCCAGAAUUAGGGGCAUCUUGUCAACACAGACGUUACAGGACGCCCAGGCUAGACAAACCUCGGAAGAUGCCCGUGCUCAGUUUGAAGGAGCACGCACCGGACCCUUUGUCAUGUCAGGAGGAAAUGGACGAGGAUUAGGACCACCUCGUACAUCGGCAGGAGCUCCGGGAGGAAACCCAGGAGACUCUAGCGAUGACGAUGACGACCAGGGACCGCAAGAACGACUACUGCAGGCGUUGGAGAGGCUCACCAGACCCGCUCCCGCAACUAUUAAUCCAGUACACCUGAACAAGCCACCCACGUAUGACGGCAAGGACCUCGCUAAGUUCCGAGCCUGGUGGAUGAAGGUCGAAUCAUAUCUGGAGACCUAUGCGGAGAGCUUCCCCGAGGAUUACGUCCGCAUUAACUGGGUAGGAUCGUUGCUCACAGACAAGGCCCAGCUAUGGCAUCAGCAACGUCUUAACCAAGUUAAGCGGUUCCACCUCGUGGACCAAUGGGCCAGUUACGUGCUGGCCCUACAAGAACGAUUUAAGGACCCUUCAGAGAGACACAGGAACUCAAAAAAGAUGCACGAGCUUAAGUACACAGGAGACGUAGCUCAAUACAUCACCGAGCUCUUGGACCUCAAUGAAGUUGUCCAGUGGUCUGGAACUACCUUCCAGAACCACAUCGCCAAGACCCUUCCCGACGAGAUUACCAAGUUGGUAUACUCUAGACAAGGCAGGAUUCCAGAUAGCGACGAAGAAUUUCUCGCCGCAAUUCAGGAAGCCGGCCAGAUCUACGAGAACAUGCUAACCAACCCGGGACUCUCGACGGCAAAAGGAGGGCCCGCUUUGACAACGGAGCACUCAAAGUCGGGCCAGCAGAACCGUGGCAAGGAAACCCGCUCCAAUCCAGGCCAAGAUCGAUCCUCAAAAGGCGAGGAUCGGUCCAAAUCUACCGGCAAGCCAAAGUCCGAUUCCAAGAAUAACCGAUGGGCCUCAAAUAAAGAAGCUCUUCAAGGAAUUGACCAGGCAGACAUUGAUCAGCGCAAAAAAGACAAGAAGGCAUGCUGGCGGUGUGGACGCAACACUCACGGCACUCUUGCUUGCUUCGCUAAGAAAGAUGUCAAUGAUAAAGAAUUGCCAGUACCCCCGGAUCGCAAAGUUUCCUCAGCCAAGCGAAAACAUAGCAAUGACGAGCAACCAGCCCCCUCACCUGCAAAAAAAGCCAAGAUAGAUGCAGUGAUGAGAGAAACUGGCCGACCUCGCCUUAUUACCGAAAUCAGCGAUGAUGAUUCGGAUUUUUAG